AUGAAGGAGGUGACGCGCAAGAUGAUGACGGACGUGGCACUCUUCGCCAUGAGCCAGGUCGCCUUCUACUAUGCCUUCAAAUAUGUCAUGUCGUCGCUCGACCCAAAUCGCCAGAAGCGACAAGAUACGAAAAAGGUCGCCGAUGCCAAGCUGGGCAGGCUCGGCCUGCGUGGCAAGGACCUGGAGCUGAACGAAUACGAAGAGCAGAUCUCUGCCGAACUCAUCCUGCCAGAGGACAUUCCCGUCGAUUUUGCGUCGAUCGGUGGACUGGAUGGCAUCAUCUCGUCGCUGCAAGAGAGCGUCAUUGCGCCAUUGUGCUAUCCUGAACUGUUCGCCAAUGCGAGCGGGUUGCUGGGAGCGCCCAAGGGCGUGUUGCUCUACGGACCACCAGGAACGGGCAAGACGAUGCUGGCCAAGGCGCUGGCCAAGGAGAGCGGAGCUACCUUUAUCAACAUGCACGUGUCCACCUUGACCAACAAGUGGUUCGGCGAGUCGAAUAAGCUCGUAGCUGCACUGUUCAGCCUGGCGCGCAAGCUGCAGCCAUCCAUCAUCUUUAUCGACGAGAUCGACAGCUUCCUUCGCGAGCGUGCAACAGGCGACCACGAGGUCACGGGCAUGAUGAAGGCCGAGUUCAUGACGCUGUGGGAUGGAUUGACAUCAUCGACGGAUCGAAUCAUGGUGCUCGGAGCCACGAAUCGACCCAACGACAUCGACUCGGCCAUCCUGCGCAGACUGCCCAAGCGAUAUGCAGUGUCGCUGCCCAGUGCGGCGCAGCGCGAAAAGAUCCUCUCCAUCAUGCUGUCAGCAACAUUGCUGGAUCCCAAGUUCAGCAUGACCGAGCUCGUCAAGCGCACCGAAGGUUACAGCGGUAGCGACCUCAAGGAGCUUUGCCGAAAUGCGGCCAUGAGGCCCGUCCGCGAAUUCUUGCGCAGCAAAGCAGGCCGCGAGUCGGUGGCCGAGCGACGACGUCUGGCGGCAGCUGGCGUGGGCAGCGGCGUGGGCAGCGGCGUGGACAACACACCAGUGGGCGCUCUGACGCCGUCGGAGGGAGAGGUGGUGGCAACGGCUGCGCCCGCUUCCAAGAUCGAGUCGAGGCCACUGCGGAACUCGGACUUUUUUGUGAUUGAUUCGGCGGCGACGCCCGUCAACGGAUCGAGAUCCGGUCCGAUGGCCGUGGACGAAGAUCCGCUCGACUGA
Molecule: messenger RNA, 1197 nt
Organism: Moesziomyces antarcticus
Lineage: Eukaryota; Fungi; Basidiomycota; Ustilaginomycetes; Ustilaginales; Ustilaginaceae
Product: AAA-domain-containing protein
Exons: 1
Coding region: 1-1197 (398 amino acids)
Cellular component (GO): mitochondrial outer membrane
Molecular function (GO): ATP binding; ATP hydrolysis activity
Source: RefSeq, a predicted model, not a curated record